GAGAAUGAGAUGACUCAGGAGAAGAAGAAGAAGAAGAAGGUGCAGGAGGAGGGAGAGGAGCAGCAGCAGCAGCAGGAGAGGGAGCCUUCCUCCUCCUCCUCCUCCUCUCUCUCAUUCUCUCUCUCUCUCAUUCUCUCAUUCUCUCUCUCUCUCUCAUUCUCUGGUGCAGGAAGUGGGCCUCCCUGGCAGGGCUGGCGGGCUGCGCGGUGCAGCAUUGCAACAAACCUCGCGAGGAGGAGCCGGGAAAGAAGGGAAGAAGGAAGGGAGGCAGGAAAGGAAGAGGAACAGCAGCAGAAGGAGGAGGAGGAGGAGGAGAAGCAGGAGAGCGUGCUGCCGCUGCUGCUGCUCUUGGAGGGCCGUCAUCUGCUCCAUGGAGGGAGAGGAGGCUCCCACUGCCGCGCCGCCAUCGUGCGAGAGGCCCUUCUCCUUAUGGGAGGAAGGCUCUGGCGAUGAGAACGCGCUGGUGAUCCACAGCCAGGUGGAGGAGGAGGAGCAGCACAAGUGCCUGGUCUGCGGGGAGACCUUCCCGCAGCCGCUGAGCCUCCUGCGGCACCAGAAGCAGCAGCACGCCGGGGAGCGGGCCUUCGUGUGCCCCGAGUGCGGGCGCGGCUUCGGCCUCAAGCACAACCUCAUCAUCCACCAGCGGAUCCACACCGGGGAGAAGCCCUUCGCCUGCGGGAUCUGCGGGAAGCGCUUCAGCCUCAAGCAGAACCUCCUGACCCACCAGAGGGUCCACGGCGGGGGAGUCGAGCGGCCCUUCGCCUGCCCGGCCUGUGGGAAGGGCUUCCGGGAGGAGCGGCUGCUCCUGGCGCACCAGAAAGGGGCCUGUGGCGGACGGGGCGGCAGCCGCAGCCCGGAUGUGCCGGAGAAACCCUCUCGGGGGAGGCCCUGCCCGUCCGGGGAGCGCGGGGAGGCCGUGGGGCAGAGGCCGCUGAGGAUCAAGCACCAGGAGAAGUCCCACCAGAACGGCGGGGCGGCCGCCUUCACCUGCCACGAGUGCGGGGAGGGCUUCAGCGGCAGGAGCAGCCUGGUCAGCCACCAGCGGGCCCACCGGGCGAAGAAGCCGCUCCCCAGCGAGGAGGGCAAGCGGUGCUUCGGCCCGAAGGAGACCCCGAGGAGCCCCAGCCGGAGACUCCGAGCGGGAGACGCCCCCUUCCAGUGCCUCACCUGCGGGAAGAGCUUUUCCCAGAAGGGCAACCUGGCCGCGCACCGGAGGAGCCACCUGGGGCAGGAGAUGCUGGGCUGAGGCCCACGGAAGCCUUUCAGGGAUCGGGGUGAGCGGAGAAGAGAGGCGCCGGUCGAGGGGGGAGUGCCAGCCGGACCGGCCUGGUGUGAUACUGCGGGGAAAGGGAAUGCUGGGAGCUCACUGGCCUCGCUGGGAGCAGGAGGGACUCCGGGGAUCUGGACCCCGAAGCACCCCAGAAACCCUCGUUGCAAACUCCAGGGUUGCUUCCAAAGUCAAACCUGUUUCUCAUGGAUCGACCCUCCACCUCCCAUUUCAGGCUGUGGCGAGAGGAGGCGUUACUUGCUUCAUAUAUGAAUUUUAUCCUUCCUUGUGUCACCUCUUGUCCAUUUGUUCAGCCAGGAAAAUGGCAUUUCAAUACCCCUAUUUUUGUUCAUUUCCAAAACAGCAGUGUCUUCUGACAUUUCCCAUCGUUGGUGUUUUUUUAUUUACGGAGUUGCAAACAUGGGUUUUUCUGAACCUUGUUACAAUGACUGGUUUUGCUUUCCUCCCCAAUUUGGCUCCUUGUUCCCCAAUGAUCUUGGUCUUGCGACAGAUUUCUUUGCAGGGCGGGGCGACGGGGCCAGGAUUGUGCCAAAGAAACCCAGUGUUCCUGCAGGGCUCAGGUGUAUCAUUGGAUCAGAUAACGAAAAAAGAGGGCCUUCUCAACCAUGCGGCAGAUGCUUCGGUGGAAACCAUGCCUUCUUCUGACCUCUCCGGUGCCCCAGUUCCUUAUGGAUUUGAAUCCACAAAUGUCUAUAUGUGCAGAAGGGGCUCCUUGCUUCGGUUCUGACCACAUUUAAUGGCUUCUUUUUUCCAUAUAUUUUGGGAGAAAGAUGGAGGAUUCCUGUGAUGAACCAAGAAACAUCUAUAGAAAAAGGCCAAUGCAUUCAUUGAUGGUGGGCAGAGGGAUUCCCCAAAGACCCCCACCUCCUCCUUUGGGGUGAGCCCGAAAUAAAGGGAAACGGAGGGUGGAAACCCAUCUGGGGGGGACGGGGGACGGGACAGAUAGCAAAAUUGAUGGGCUGAAUCCUGUUCUUAGUCCUGACUGUAGUGUGAAUCUAUGUACUGAUCCACCAUUCAGAAUUCAAUUUUAAUGGUCUACUUUAAGGACUAACCAAUAGGAUUGAGGCCACUGAUAUCAGGCACCUUAAAUUUGGGGAAUGAAUGGGAAAGGCUUUGAAUUGCCUACAAAACAUCAAAGGGAACCACUUCUUUCUUUUUUAUAUCAAGGGCCAAAUUGCACAUUUUGGUUUGGGUAGGAGUUUCUUCUGGGGCCAAAUCUUUACAAAGAGGGCCAUGCCAAAUUCAAGGGGCUUCCUGGAUUUCCCCAUUGCAGCCUCUUUGUGCCAAUUUUGUGGAGCUUUCCAUCUGCUUCCUCCCUUUUUCUCUCGGCUUUGCUGGUGGCUCUGUAGGCAUGUCAUUGCGUUGUGUUUCCUUGGUUAACAACCAUUCUGCUUGUUGAUUCUUAUUGAGCUGUGGUUCCCACCCAACCUUUGGGCCUCCCUCCAGGUGUUUUGGACUUCAGCUCCCAGAAAUCCCAGCCAGCUUACUAGCUGUUACGAAGUGUGGGAGAUGAAGUUCAAACACCUGGAGGCCCAAAGGUUGGGAACCACUGGUAUUGAGCUUGUUAGAAGGCAUGUUGGGGCUGCGCACAGUGCGCUUGCCGAUUUGCCUCAAAACAGAGCCCUGCAGCCAAAGAAAGCUGUUUCCAGAACCCGCUUCCCCGGCUUGUCUGGUUGUGACGCAGAGCCGCAGACUGCUGUGUAAAUGCACGGUUAGGCAAGGAAGGAGCCAGAGCUUAGCUAAGUUCCCUUUGGAUGACGAAACCCAGAAUCCCAUGUUUCAUAAAGUCCAGAAAGUAACUUUACUAACUUCCUUUAACUCAUUUCUUUGGGUUCUUACGGAUCCAGCGCCACAUGAAUGGAGUCAUGCUCUGUGGUGUAGGACUACAAUUCCCAGUAUCCUUCGAUUUGUUUUCAAAGGGAAGGAGCUACUAAUUGGAUGAGCUUUUAUCAGCCCUGUGUUGUCGAAGGCUUUCAUGGCCAGAAUUACAGGGUUGUUGUGUGUUUUCCAGGCUGUAUGGCCAGAAUGCUUCUGGAACAUGCCCAUAGAGCCCGGGAAACACUCAACAACAAUUUAUCAGCCCUGAUUUUCCUGUGUGAAAUCCAGGUUGGAUUUCAUACUUCAAUAGAGUGCUCCAAGGUCCUGGACAUGCGCCAGGUUUGUCGAUUAGGAUAGCUCCUUUGGAGUCUGGAUCAAAACCCAGAAUGGGUCACCGUCCCCUGGCAUCAGAGCAAGGAGUCCCUCUCCUUGAAACCCAAAACCAAUUGGUAUCAGAAAGUAACUUUCCUAAUUUUCUUCAGGUCUUACAAAUCCAGUGCCGUAUGAAUAGCGUCAUACUCUGUGGAGCCCAGGGUAGGACUACAAUUCCCAGCAUCCUGGACCAGCUUAAUCAGCCCUGAUUUUCCUGUGUCAGAUCCACUCCAGGUUGGAUUUUAUACGUCAACAGAGUGCUCCAAAGACCUGGACAUACGUCAAAUUUGAUUAUUAGGAUAGCUCCUCUGGAGUCUGGAUUAAAACCCAGAGUGGGUCACCAUCCUCUGGUAUCAGACAAGGAGUCCUUCUCCUUGAAACCCAAAACCCAUUGGUAUCAGAAAGUCCAGAAAGUAACUUUCCUAAUUUUCUUCAGGUCUUACAAAUCCAGUGCCCCAUGAGUAGCGUCAUACUCUGUGGAGCCCAGGGUAGGACUACAAUUUCCAGCAUCCUUCAGUUUGUUUUCAAAGGGAAGGAGCUACUAAUUGGACCAGCUUAAUCAGCCCUGAUUUUCCUGUGUCAGAUCCACUUCAGGUUGGAUUUUAUACGUCAACAGAAUGGUCCAAGGUCCUGGACAUGCGUCAGGUUUGUCAAUUAGGAUAGCUCCUUUGGAGUCUGGAUCAAAACCCAGAAUGGGUCACCAUCCCCUAGCAUCAGAGCAAGGAGUCCCUCUCCUUGAAACCCAAAAUCCAUUGGUAUCAGAAAGUCCAGAAAGUAGCUUUCCUAAUUUCCUUUGGGUCUUACAAAUCCGGCGCCCCAUGAAUGGAGUCAUACUCUGUGGAGCCCGGGAUAGGACUACAAUUCCCAGCAUCCUUCAGUUUGUUUUCAAAGGGAAGGAACUACUAAUUGGACCAGCUUAAUCAGCCCUGAUUUUCCUGUGUCAGAUCCACUCCAGGUUGGAUUUUAUACGUCAACAGAGUGCUCCAAAGACCUGGACAUACAUCAAAUUUGAUUAUUAGGAUAGCUCCUCUGGAGUUUGGAUUAAAACCCGGAACGGAUCGCUUGGAGGCAGUGGGUCCCUCUUCCAUGAGUCUGCAGGCUUAUCGAGGAGGGGUCUUUCUUGUAAGACUCACACUUGCAAGCAAGUGAGCUAGCAGAAGCCAAAGGGAGAUGUUGUCCCUCUUCUACAAUCUUGCUGCCGCUGACAUGGAAUCCCUAUUUGCACAUAUUCGCCAGGCAAGGGGUCUCUUCCAGGUUGCCAAAAGUCUUAGGAGUUCCUUAGAGGAGGGAGCGAUGGGUUAUAUCCUGUGUGGGGAUCAUGGGCCCGGUCCUACAUGCCUGCAGCACCAAGAGAUGGAUUAUAUGUGCUUUCUGUUGCUGUUACAUUGACACUAGAACACAUGGGUCAACUUCAGCUUCUCUCCAGGCAUGGUCAAACUUGGGUCCUCCAGAUGUUUUGGACUUCAACUCCCACCAUUCCUAACAGCCUCAGGCCCUUUCCUUUUACCCCCCAGCCGCUUAAGCGGCUGGGGGGUAAAAGGAAGGGGCCUGAGGCUGUUAGGAAUGGUGGGAGUUGAAGUCCAAAACAUCUAGAGGGAAGGUCCAAGUUGACCCGUGCCUGCUGUAGAAUGAAUGCUCCACCAUCCCACAGUGUUAGAGCCAUUGGAGUUGAAAUUGGGAGUCAAACUGCAUUCAUUCUGCAUCUGAAUUGGUCUGGCACAUGGGGAUCUUCACAAAGCCAGGAGGGGAAGGCAAACAAUGCGUUGGGUGGUCUUCUACCUGACCGCACCAGACAGAAGGAAGACGGAAGGGAUGGAGCAGUCCCCUUGUGAUGUCUUCUCCUCCACAACGGAGACCCAACAAAGCAGUCCCGCUUCAUGAACCCAUUGUUGAACGUGGAGGAAUGUGAGCCUCGGUGCUUGGGAGAAAGGUGGCCUUUAAGGGAUUUUUGGGGUGGGGGGUGAUAGUGGGAAAAGGGACCCUCAGGUUCGUAUUGUUCCCCAUUUUCCUUAUGUGGUAGGGGGUCCGGCGCAGCAUCCAUGGAUGGGAUUUUUAGGGGAUCGUGAUCUCCUAGGCAUAUAUCUAUCCCCCUUCUCUUGCUCUCACAGGGUUGGAAUGGCAGCCACAUUGAGGGCGGUUUGUGCCCGUCGUGGACCAUAUUGCACCUUAUUCCCUUUUGCUUGGACCUCUUUCUUUGUUCAAUAAAAUGUCCGUUCGCCUUUA
This is a messenger RNA of Anolis carolinensis (green anole), 5701 nucleotides long. Its product is annotated as gastrula zinc finger protein XlCGF7.1. Gene Ontology annotation, biological process: regulation of transcription by RNA polymerase II. Gene Ontology annotation, molecular function: DNA-binding transcription factor activity, RNA polymerase II-specific; RNA polymerase II cis-regulatory region sequence-specific DNA binding. Lineage: Eukaryota; Metazoa; Chordata; Lepidosauria; Squamata; Anolidae. The transcript is spliced from 2 exons. The record is from RefSeq and is a predicted model, not a curated record. The coding region runs from base 371 to 1246 and encodes 291 amino acids.